Molecule: messenger RNA, 1004 nt
Organism: Bombus terrestris (buff-tailed bumblebee)
Lineage: Eukaryota; Metazoa; Arthropoda; Insecta; Hymenoptera; Apidae
Gene: nero
Product: deoxyhypusine hydroxylase
Exons: 3
Coding region: 1-912 (303 amino acids)
Biological process (GO): peptidyl-hypusine biosynthetic process
Molecular function (GO): deoxyhypusine monooxygenase activity
Source: RefSeq, a predicted model, not a curated record
AUGUUGCAAGUAAAUGAGAAUCAAAUAUCUGCAAUUGGUCGUGUUUUAAAUGACCAAAAUCGACCAUUAAAAGAAAGAUUUCGUGCUUUAUUUACGUUAAAAAAUAUCGGUGGAGCUAAAGCUAUUCAAGAAAUUCAUAAUUGCUUUAAUGAUGAAUCAGCUUUAUUAAAGCACGAACUUGCAUAUUGUCUUGGUCAAAUGCAAGAUUCCCGUGCUAUACCAAUUCUUAUAGAAAUAUUGAAAGACGUUACACAAGAACCAAUGGUCCGUCAUGAAGCAGGCGAAGCUUUAGGUGCAAUUGGAGAUCCUACUGUAAUACCAAUAUUAGAAGAAUAUAGUAACGAUUGUGUAUCAGAGGUUGCAGAAACAUGUGAAUUAGCAUUAUGCAGAUUGCAAUGGUUAAAAUUAAAUAGCCAUUCAACAAAUUUUCAAAAAAGUCCUUAUAUGUCUGUGGACCCGGCACCACCAGCAGAUAUUGCUGAUGUUAAGAAGUUAAAAGAGAUUCUUUUAAAUGAAAAUGUUUCUUUGUUUGAAAGAUACAGAGCCAUGUUCUCUUUGAGAAAUAUAUGUACUUCAGAUAGUAUUCUUGCUCUUAGCGAAGGUUUAAAAGCAGGCAGUGCUUUGUUCAAACAUGAGAUAGCUUUUGUUCUUGGACAACUUCAGAAAGAGAUUGCUGUCCCACAUUUAGAAGCUUCUUUAAAGGACACAGAAGAAAAUGAAAUGGUGCGUCACGAAUGUGCAGAAGCAUUGGGUUCUAUUGCUACUCCAUAUUGUUUUGAUAUUUUAAAUAGGUAUUUAAACGACAGUGAGAGAGUUGUACGAGAAAGUUGUGUAAUUGCAUUGGACAUGUGCGAGUAUGAGAAUAGUACAGAAUUUCAAUAUGCAGAUACGUUAGGGAAAGUUGCUGCCUAAAAUUACAUUUUUACACAUCUAUACUUAUAAAUACAAUGUUAAUGUAAUAAAUUGUGUCUAAAAUAAAAUUAUUCAAUGUAGAAAAUGCUAAA